CUCUGGUCUCCCGGCCCCGCCGCGCCCCUCGGCUCCCCUCGCCGCCUUCCGCUUCUCCUCCUCGGGAUUAGGAUAAGUAUUAUGAUUAUUAGGUGUCGUCUUUCAGCCGCUUUUUCUAUGGCAAGCAAAGGGAGUCGGGCCGCGGUGGCGUUGAGCAACUUUGACGAACGGGAUACCUUUAGAGAAUCCUGAUCACGCUGCCGGCAUCCUGACAUACUUGAAUCAAGACAGGGGCAGAGUUCAUUCGUCUCAACCUUUUCGCUACAGCAGACUCCGGGGCAGCUUUCCUUGCUGCUCGUCGGCCUUCAUCUCCUCCAUAAAACCGGUGCCAAGUGAAUAAAAUGGUUGGAUUCAAGCCCACGGAUGUCCCUCCAACAGCCAUGGUGAAGUUCCUUGGGGCCGGGACAGCGGCUUGCAUUGCGGACCUGGUCACCUUCCCGCUGGACACGGCUAAAGUCCGGCUGCAGAUCCAAGGAGAGAGCAAGCUGGCCGUCGCGUCCAUGUCGGCCCAGUACAAGGGCGUCUUUGGCACCAUCGCCACCAUGGUGAGGAUGGAGGGUCCCACGAGCCUCUACAACGGGCUGGUGGCCGGGCUCCAGCGCCAGAUGAGCUUCGCCUCCGUCCGCAUCGGCCUCUACGACUCGGUGAAGCAGUUCUACACCAAGGGCUCAGAGCAUGCCGGCAUCGGCAGCCGUCUCCUGGCGGGCUGCACCACCGGGGCGAUGGCGGUCGCCGUGGCCCAGCCCACCGAUGUGGUGAAAGUGCGGUUCCAGGCGCAAGCCCGGACGGAAGGCGGCAAGCGGUACCAGGGGACGUUGGAUGCCUACAAGACCAUUGCGAAGGAGGAGGGUGUCCGGGGCCUCUGGAAAGGAACGUCCCCUAAUAUCACUCGCAACGCCCUUGUGAACUGUGCCGAGUUGGUGACCUACGAUCUGAUCAAAGAUGCUCUUCUGAAAUACAACCUUAUGACAGAUAACCUCCCCUGCCACUUUACCUCAGCGUUCGGCGCCGGGUUUUGCACAACCAUCAUUGCUUCCCCCGUCGACGUAGUGAAGACGAGAUACAUGAACUCUGCCCCCGGUCAAUACGGAAGUGCCGUGAACUGUGCCCUGACGAUGCUCCGCAAGGAGGGUCCCUUGGCCUUCUACAAAGGCUUCACUCCCUCGUUUCUGCGGCUGGGAUCCUGGAACGUGGUGAUGUUCGUGACCUACGAGCAGCUGAAGCGCGCCAUGAUGGCGGCCCGCGGAUCUCGGGAGGCCCCCUUCUGAGCCAGCGGAGGAGUGCAGUUUACAGAUUUCUCGCGUGCAACGAAAACCCACUGCUUGGGAGUGUUUCUUUCCUGCCUCUCUAUCUCUCGGUGGAGUCUUCUCCUUUCCGGUCCUUGCGUCUUUUUUUAAUGUAUCACUUCUCGUCUUUAAUGUUUUGUGGCUUCUCUUGCUUGUUAGUCGGUCUCGGGGGUCCAUGCUGAGCCGGAACUUUUUUCCUCUGUGCUUGCUGGGGGAUGGCGGAGGAGGGACCGUAGUUUCGAGUAUCUUGAGCCGCCUUUUUUUUAGUUAUGUUUUUAAAAGAUAACUUGCUGCUUGUUGUCACCGCUUUCCCCCCCCCCCCUUCCCCGGGCAACAAAAUGUCGCCAUCCAGGAAACGGAUCUUAAGUUCUGAAGAAUUUUAGGUUUCGGAGGCUACAUGCGGUGUCCCUCAUUCUGUUUGUUAAUGGAGGCCAGGUGAGCGGUCAGCCAUAUAGAUUUUUCUUUUAAGGAACUCUUGAAAUCGGAAUUACGACUGUGGCCUCCCCCCACCUGUAGAGGUUGCGCUUUAAGCCGCGUCUCCCCAGCCCCACAGGUCGCAGAGCCCCAAAACCAGUUCUGCCUUCAGGGUCUUUCUUUGAGGGAAGGACAGCUUCGUGGCUCUCUUUAAAAAGCACAGUUUCUCGGAAGGACCGUAUAUGGUGGACAUUAUUAAAUUCCACUGGAACUUUCCCAUAGAAAAAUUGCCCUGUUGCAAAGGUCUAUGAAACCCUCGUAUCAAAACUCCCUUUAAAACAAAUCUAACAUUAAGGGAGAGUGGAGACGCCCGCCUCCCUUGGGGUGUCGGCCUGAUCCAGGGACUUUAACCGACCUCAUGCAUAGAAAUUUAAUAGUUAUUAUGUCAGGGAACUAACGGUGCAGUCCUGCGCGGAGAUAUUCCAGUCUAACCUGUCAAUUUCAGUGGGGUCUAGACCGGAACUCUGCAAAGGAUUGCGCUGUAAGCGUACAAACUCUGGCCGGGGACUUCUUUCAUUAUUUUAUUUUUUAUUUAUUCGAUUUUUAUCCAGCUCCUUUCCCCGCCAGGCAGGGAUGAGGGCUCAUUAUAUAGUCAAGUGACAUGAAAGAAGGUCUGCUUAAAUGUUGACACCCCCCCCCC
Molecule: messenger RNA, 2400 nt
Organism: Gekko japonicus
Lineage: Eukaryota; Metazoa; Chordata; Lepidosauria; Squamata; Gekkonidae
Gene: UCP2
Product: uncoupling protein 2 (mitochondrial, proton carrier)
Exons: 8
Coding region: 342-1268 (308 amino acids)
Biological process (GO): mitochondrial transport; mitochondrial transmembrane transport; response to cold
Cellular component (GO): mitochondrial membrane
Molecular function (GO): oxidative phosphorylation uncoupler activity
Source: RefSeq, a predicted model, not a curated record